Molecule: messenger RNA, 2468 nt
Organism: Osmia bicornis bicornis
Lineage: Eukaryota; Metazoa; Arthropoda; Insecta; Hymenoptera; Megachilidae
Gene: Tbh
Product: tyramine beta-hydroxylase
Exons: 12
Coding region: 440-2074 (544 amino acids)
Biological process (GO): octopamine biosynthetic process; norepinephrine biosynthetic process; dopamine catabolic process
Cellular component (GO): secretory granule membrane
Molecular function (GO): dopamine beta-monooxygenase activity; copper ion binding
Source: RefSeq, a predicted model, not a curated record
CAUCCUGUUUAGACGUACGAUAACGUUAAUUAAUUGUCUUAACGUUAUAUAUAGUGAGAGGCAAAAUAAAUGGUGUCUGCAUAAAGUUGCUGUGAGAAUUAUCCCAAAGUCAAGGUCUUUUGAAGAAAAUUGUCUACCAGAAUCUACCUGAUUGUCGGUAUGCGUUUGUGAAUUCGUGAGAGCAGUCUGACCAUAGGGUUUCACACGACCGACCGCUGGCCAUAAAAGGGACUGAUGCAUUCAUUGAUCCUAAGGGACGAAGGUUACUCAACUCUUCCCUUUAUUCAGAAAGGACUAACCAUAAGCCGCCGUCUAUUACAGAAAUGGAUUCUGUGUAUCUUGGCACAAUCACCAAAGCAAAGAAGAGACAACAGAAGAAAGUAAUGUUCAUACUGUUCCCCUUGGUUCAGGAGCCACUUUUCAUUGGAGGGUUGAUUUUAUGAGCGAAAUGGUAAUCGCUGAAGUCCAUUACAAAGGCUCUGACAAUACCUGGUUUGCCAUUGGUUUCUCAAGUUAUGGAGAAUUAAAACCGGCCGAUUAUUGUGUCCUGUGGGUCGAUUGGCAUCGUCAAAUUCAGUUACAGGAUGCGUGGGCAGAUGAAGAAGGAAAAUUGUACUUAGACUCCCAACAGGAUUGCGAGGACUUUGCAUGGAGAAGAAGAGGAAAUAUAACAAAGUUCACCUUUUCUAGAAAAUUUGAUACUUGUGAUGAAAAUGACUACAUCAUGGAGAGAGGUACCACACAUCUGGUGUGGCUGAAAGGUAUGGGGCCAUUAUCUUCUUUAGCUGGAUUGCAAGUAUCAGAUGCAGAAGCUUCUGGUAUGUCCAGAACCGAAUUGAUCCGAGUACACAAUAAGAAGCCAACAUUUCCAUCAAAUGCAUGGCAUUUUGAAAUACUAGCUGAUCAUGUAAAAGUACCAAAUAAAGAGACAACUUAUUGGUGCCGUGUUCAGAAAUUGCCAGCUGUUUUGGCUCAAAAGCAUCAUAUUCUUCAGUUUGGACCAGUUAUUCAAUCAGGCAAUGAACAUCUAGUUCAUCAUAUGGAAGUGUUCCACUGUGCUGGACCUGUAAAUCUUGAAAUCCCUUUGUACAAUGGUCCCUGUGAUGGCAGUGACAGACCAGAGAAAACUCAAAUAUGUAAGAAAGUUCUAGCAGCAUGGGCAAUGGGAGCAGACGCUUUCGUUUACCCAGAGGAAGCUGGUCUCUCAAUUGGUGGUCAUGAUUUUAAUUUCUACGUUAUGCUGGAGGUCCAUUACAACAAUCCAGAGCUUCAGGAUGGGCAUACAGAUUCAUCAGGCAUCCGUUUUAUCCUUACAAACAGUCUAAGAAAAUACGACGCUGGUGUGAUUGAACUGGGAUUAGAGUAUACAGAUAAAAUGGCAAUUCCACCGCAACAAGAAGCUUUUACUUUAUCAGGGCAUUGUAUACAGGAGUGUACAGGUGUUGGUCUUCCUCAACAGGGUAUCCAUAUCUUUGGUUCUCAGCUCCACACACACUUAACAGGAGUAAAAGUUAUAACUCGUCACAUCAGGGAUGGAGAAGAGUUGCCUCCUUUGAAUUACGAUAAUCAUUAUUCCACACAUUUUCAGGAAAUUCGACUAUUACCUAAACCUGUCACUAUCCUUCCUGGUGAUUCGUUGAUAACAACUUGUACAUACAAUACAAUGGAUAGAAAGAAUAUUACCCUUGGUGGAUUUGCCAUAUCUGAUGAAAUGUGUGUAAAUUAUAUACAUUACUAUCCGAAUGCCCGGUUGGAGGUUUGCAAAAGUGCAAUAAGCGAUGAUGCUUUGAGAACAUAUUUCCGGUACAUGAAGGAGUGGGAAAGUCAGCCGACCAGUGUUGAUGAAGGAAUUUCCUCAAAUUAUAAAAGCAUCGAAUGGACCAAAGUUCGUGUCCAAGCACUUCAUGAUCUCUAUGAGGCUGCUCCAUUAGGAAUGCAAUGCAAUGGCUCGGAUGGAUCACGACUUCCUGGACUAUGGGACAACAUAGCAGCAACACCCAUUAAACUACCCAUGGCUCCACCAGCUCGAAAUUGUCCAAAUUCUUUCUCGAAGCAAGAAAUAAAUUCCAUGUGAAUUCUUAAGUCAAGUAUAUUCUUUCAAGAUUGUACCAUUUAUAUUUUCAUCAUGCUUAAAAGAAUAUAGUUCUGUAAAAUAAAACAACAAUUCUAAUUACAAUACAAUGUGCUUGAAGGUAAAAUACUUUGCAUUAAAGUAGAAGAAAAAGAGAGAAAAAAAAAAAGAAAACUGAAAGACUUAAAAUAUACCUCGGGACGACGAUAAAUACUUUCGAUGUAAAAGUUUAUAAACCUCCAGUAUAUUUAUGCACUUUAAGGGUUUCUUUUUUUUUUUUGGCAGUACAUCGUCUUGCUGCGUGUAAGCUAUGUUUAGUCGAACAUCUGUUAACAAAUACUUGCUCUAUGAAAAUCGUUAACUGUGUAAUACGGAAUAAUAAAAAUAAUAAUAGUUA